Messenger RNA from Didymodactylos carnosus, 681 nucleotides. Lineage: Eukaryota; Metazoa; Rotifera; Eurotatoria; Philodinida; Philodinidae. The record is from the annotation of a GenBank genome assembly.
AUGCAUCAUCCUAUCUCGACACGUGCUAAAAGUUCAACAGAAAUAUCAAAUGACGCGACGCAAGUAUUCUACUACUCAUUCGAUCAGCCAAAUCCCUAUUACGAUAAUGGUCCAAAUCUUUUAAAUGCAACAACUACGAACAUUUUAUCAUCUGCAACUGGACAUGUGGGGCAAGCCCUUCGCUUCACAAGCACUUCAAGUUAUAUACAAAUAUGCUGUUUUACUGGGGUUGGUUGGCCCUCUAGUAGGUCGCUUACAUUUGCCAUGUGGGUCUCCCCCUCAUCUAUCAAUGGCGGUAAUUUCAUAUAUAGUACUCAAGGAUACCCGAUGCUUGGCUUAACUUACAGCGGUCAAGUCUCUGCCCAAUUUCUACAAGGAUCUCCUGCAUACGUUUGGCAACCUGUAUAUGGUACUUUUGUAGUAGUGAAUACUUGGGUGCAUGUGGCCUGCACAUAUAGCGUAGCAAAUGGUUUUAUUUUAUAUGUUAAUGGUGUAGCAUAUGUUCCAGUAACGGGCGCUACCGCGUACUAUUUUACCUACCAAGUCCAAGCAAUUCAGAUGGGAACUAGUAAUGGUAAUGGUUAUAUACCAUCGUAUGGUUUUCAAGGAUCAGUUGAUGAAUUUUAUGCUUAUAGACGCGAACUGAGUGGCACAGAAAUAUUAGCAUUAGCUAGUGUAUAA